CGCAUAGGGAAGCCGCUGCUUGCACCGCCGUGUACUGACGUAUAUUGUGCGCGCCGGCUCACGAUAGCCGCUAGAGAGGGAAUGGAUGCUGGAACGGCGGGAGGUUUGGGCGGAAGCGGGUCCGAGCCAAUAUGACAGCGUCCUGAUGUGCGGUUGCUAUAACUGCGGGACGCAAUAUGUAUUCAAGUGGCAACUAAACUCGUUCCUUCAUAAACUCACAGGGACUUCAGAUGUGUUGCAGCUUAAUUGACAAAGUGUUAGCUGCAGUUGAAUUAAAGAGAAAAAGGUGUAAUCGACCAUGGAGAUUUCAACUUUAGUCAAGAAACUUGGUCAUCAAUUAGUGGAGAUUAGAGAGCGAGCACUAAAAAAUAUCCUUUGCAAGCUUGACCAUAAUUUGGUUUCGUUAGUUGACUUGGCACAAGAGAAGACAUUCUUCCUACAUCUUCUAGAAUGGUUUAAUUUCCCAGCAGUGCCAAUGAAAGCAGAUGUACUGCAUCUUUUAAAUAAGCUGGUUAAGCACUCUGAAGCUGCACAGUGGCUGAUUCAACUUGGUGCAGUGGAUUUCUUUUCUCAACUGCGGUCAAAUGUAGAACCAGAUCUUCAGGCAGUAGUGGAUAGUAUUUUGGAUGGUUUGUUCCUUCUUCCUACAGAACGGGCCUAUAACGGCCAAGAUUCUCCUCAUGAUGUAAAAUCCUGGACAUCACAAGAAUAUACAGCUAUACAGAAAGAAGGCACCUUGACUGAUGGAUAUUUUCAACAAUUGCUUACAUUGCAAAAUUCAGAAAAUUCGCCAGAAGAAACUGCAGCAAGCCACUGUCCAGUUAAAUGUCUGAAGUUUUCUACCUUUCCUUGGUUGCCGUUAACAACAACAGAUAAACACGUGCUCUCAUCAAAUGAAAGCUCUCUAAGAAGCAAUAACCCCAGCUUAGUUUGGAGAAGUUGCCAGCUUCUACAGGAUGUUGUUAUGCAAGAUUUUCCUCCUGAAAUUUUUCUUCAAAGGCCAAAAAUUGUACAGAGCCUGCUGUCUUUAUUUGGACUUGCAUCAGAAAAAGAUGGCCAGCAACAUUUGGCUUCACAAUCUAUUUCAUGUCUAUCCCAGUUAUGUACACUUCUUAGAAAUAGAUUCAGUUUUCACAGAGAUCCAAAUUUUUUAAGUACAAAGCAAGAAAUAGUUUCCCAUAAUUCUUUUGCGUCUUACUGCCAUGAUGCACAAGCUAAUAAUUCUCAAGUUCCUUCUCCUCAAAAUGAAAACUUUAGACCCUCUGUUGUGGGUCGUACCAGUCAGCGUCUUAGGGGAGAUGGACAAGACUGGGAUACUGCAUCAUCUAGUGGGAAUAGCACGCAAGCCCAUGGGCCCUCCAGGUCUUCUCAUUUAUCCCCAAUGGAUAUAGGACACUUGGAGUUUCCAGAACUAGAACAUGAAGAUACUUUAGAGAUACAGUUUCAGCAGUUGAGCCUGCCUCAGUUUUGUGUAUUACUUCUAGAAGCUGCUACACCUCUGCUAAAAUCAGACAGGAAGAAGCAAAUAAUGUGUAUUCUUGAAAUGCUCCGAGAAAAUAUAAUACUGCUCAGUGAGACCGUUUCAGAUGAUGUCUGGGAAGAUGAAAGCCUUACUGGGCGAGAACUGAGACAUAAUCUUCUUUCCAUCUUGGAUACACUUGGGGAUGCUAUAUUGUAUCAUAAAAAUAACAAUAGUUCUGAGCAACCCAGCUCUUCUCUUAUGAGUCACAGAAUGGCAUUUAUCAGCAUCUCGCUUUUUACAAUGCGCCUGCUGCAAAGCAUUCUCCCUGUGGAAAAGGCAAAUGAUGUUCUGCCAGAGAGCUUGAUGAAUGCUUUGUUUCUUAUAUCUCUCGACCUGCCGUUUCGCAUGGCAUAUCCUAGCGUUCAUGAAUCUGUUAUAUCUUUUAUGGAGCAGCUGAAUUCUGAGCACUGUGGCAUUUAUAAACAAUCCUCAGAGACCGCAUAUUCAAUUGAAUGUGCGACAACUUUUAUGUUGUAUUCCAGGAAAGAGGGGAAAAAGGAUUUUAUAGAAUUGGUGGAGCUGGCGGAAAAGGCCCUUUCUAGCCUUCCUUUCCAUAAACAUUUUCCUUUGGUUCAGAAAUUCAUUCAGAUUUGCUCAGACAUUUUUAAGUCUGCACAAAGUUCUCCUGUUCUACUAGAGGAGAGUCAAAAAGUUCUGCUUUGCUUGAUGUCUCAUUGGAUGCCAUUAGUAAAAGCAGAGGCUUAUAAAACAAACUUAGAAAUUGUUAAGGAUUCCUUGGGAAUUCAUAACGUCACCAAGCCUGUAUCAUCAGUAUGUCAAGGUAUACAUUUCCUCCUCCACUCAAAGGUGCUAUAUGAAAUAUCUACAUUUGGAUUGCAAGAAUCAAACAGUGAGAUAUGUACUGCAGCAAAGACAAUUCUCUCAUAUUUACUUCAAGGACGCCUUGUCAUGGAAAAUCAUACUUGGAAUACCUUAAUUGAAUCGAUUUGUCCAGUAAUACCAGUUUUACAGGGAUUUGCAGAUACAGAAGAAACCCUAGGUACAUCCAUCUUAACUUUAUGUGAAACAUCUGCAAAUGAUGAUGGGAUUUUACCUAAAACUGCGAGGAUAAGAGCAGCUCUGCGGCAACUUUUUUCUAAAAAACAGGCAGUCCGCUCUGUGGCCAUCAAAUGGAUAGCAGUACAUUUAAUGAAUGAGGAAGAUUCAACCUGCAAGCGACCCCAGAUUCUAGGAAGUACUUUGUCUAAUGCAGUCUGUUUGUUUAUCCUAGAACAGCCACUUGAUCUUAAGCUAGAUAACAAUGAAAAGUCAUUUUUUAUGGAAGACACUGUUCAAAAAGUAUGUGAAAUAUUUCUCUCAGACACAGUGGAUUUUGCUCUGCAGAAAUCUGCAGCUGAACAGAUGUCGGUUAUAGCACAGGAUGUGAAAAUGCAUAGUGUUCUUAAAAAGCCGGGUGUAGUGGACAAAAUCCUUCAUUACUUAUAUAAAUAUGUUCAACAAGACGGGAAGGCAUUUGAGUGUAUGAUUCUGCCAUGCUUAAUGCUUUUACGCAAGAUAGUAUAUGCUGAUCCCGGAUUUCGACUGACCCUUUCGCAGAAACCUUGCUUCCUACUUACAUUAUUCCGAGUAUCUUUGAUGAUGCAGCAAGAAGUAACUUCACUCACGGAAGCUGCUGCUUUAUUGUGUAUGCUCCUGUUUGAUGAAAUAUCAAGAAUGGACACAUGGUCAGAGGCCAUACCUUUUUGCACCCAACCUCCUUUUGGACUUCCUGUCACUGUAGUUAGAAGAUUCCACCUUCCUGUACUAGUUAGUGCCUAUCAUGCUGUCAGUCCCUACACGAUGGCCUCUUCCUUAUCUGCUGAGUGGUUAACCUCGAAGCCAGUGUCAGUUAUGCUUCGGAUGUCUUGGAAUAUUUCUUGGCACCAGGGAGUUGAUCCGUUCUUAAAAACAGUGGCAAAUGAACAAGAAGAAAUUGAAAAUUCUUUAGAAACAUUAAAGUUAUCCCCAGAAGAAGUUCUGACAUUGAAGAUGACACACUCUGUUAGUGGCCUGCAAGAUUGCCUGAGUUCUAUCAUUCAGGCUGUGUCUCAUGGGGAAGUUCGCUCUGCUGUUGCUAGGAUGAAUUUUUAUCUUCUAAAUGACAGACUGGUUUUAAACUGCCUGACUGCCUGUUACAUGUCUUCCUUGAAGUGUCUGCCAUGGCAUACUGCAUUGAGUAGGUUUUUGCUGGUUCAUCCUGCUUGUGAGGAAGAUGAAAAGCUUCUGGCAGAUGUGAUACGUUUUUUAAAUAAGAUAUUACAAGAGCAGAAAGGAAAUUCAGAUCCACACGAUCUCCAAUGGAUACUAGAGAUGCUGCUUAAACAAAGCCCAAGUCCACUGUUUGAGCUAAUGGAGCAGAAAGAAUAUCCAGCCAAAAAGGAUUUGGAUGAUACACGAGCAGCUGUGAGGCAGCAUCUGCAAAAAGAGCUGAUGAUGUUUUUUAACACACUAAUGCUCUGUUUAACUUCAGUUACUGAUCGAAAGUGUUUGGUACUUGGUGGAACAUUCAGAACACAACUGGCAUUGCAUUUGCUUAACCGUUUAAAAAUAUCAGAUGCUCCUCAUUUCUAUGGGCUGCCAUCUCUUGCACAGACUUUAAGAGGAAUGAGUCAUGUGACUUCACAGCCAGGUUGGAGUGCCUACAGCCCAUCUACAGAGCCAUUUGCAGUUUGUGUUAAAACACUGACUAGCCUUCUGGAGAUCAUCUCAUCAUUUUAUGUGGAAUGGGGAGGAAAUGCUCUUUCCUAUAUGGGUAAAGGUGUAACGAAGAGCACAGUAUUGUGCUUGCUUCACUUGUCCCAUGAGAUGACAGCUCAAGCUAAAAACACGGACUGGAUACAUCUUUGGACUUUACCUUAUGACCAUGGCACUGAAGAUCAGGUUUUAUCUCGACUUGGUUUGGAAUGGUUGAUACCUUUAUGGGUUGAUAGAGACCCUGAGGUAAGGUUUACAAGUCUUGGAAUUGCAUCAGCUUUAACUUGUCUGCAAAAAGGUUGCCUUGCUUUGUCUGCCAGCUGUCAGAACAUUUCAGGUGGCCUGUGGGGAACAGUGUUCAGUAUAUUCCUAAACCAGAAUGAAUGUAGCAUGGUGCGCAGAGAGGCUGCCUUUGUUCUUCAAAAUUUGCUUGUUAUACCAAUGCCUGAAAGUCUCGAAGAUUCAAAAGAGUAUGAGUUUCAGGGCCCCUGUAUACAUGAUGAGGAGUCUGGAUUAACAUUGGUAGGCAGAGCUGCUCUUCAAGUUUUAUUACAUGACUACCAUUUAUAUGAUCAUGUUGGUCAGAUGGUGAAAAACUGCUACUUUGGUCAUUACACCUUUGGCUACAACUAUUCCAGCUUUUCAAGUAAAGCUGCAAAGGAUAAUAUUAAUGGAUCUGAAGACUCCCUUUACCUCUGGCAAAGUGUGCAUAGCUUUUCAGGCUCCAAAUCAACAUUGACCACUUUGAUUAAUCCUGGAUCAUCAUCCACAGUCAGUACGGACCACUUACUUUCAGUCUCUAUACCUUUGUGCUUAGAUAAUGUUGCUGAUCUACUUUCAGAUCAAGAUCAUAACAGCAAACUUAAAACGCCAUCUAUAAGCACAGAAAACAGCGAGGAGACAAAUUCUUUUCCUGAGCAGUGUUCUGUAGUUACCCCAUGUUUGCUGUCUGCAGUGUGCAGUUUACUCGAAAAUCUGCUGGCAGUGAAUCCAAAAGUCACAGUAAUGGAAUUAUCCGAGAGAUGCAUAGUUAAAUGUAUGGCAAGCCUUCUAACCCCUGGGCUGCUAGAAAGGUUCUUUUCUGAUCUCAAGGACCCACUUACUCAUGGCCAAGCAAAAACCAUGAAGUCUCAGGCUAUUGUCUUGUGGCAAUAUUUAUCUUCCAUGUCAGGACUUGCUCACACAUGCCUGCUUGCAGAUGCCAAUCUUGUUGUGCAGGAUGAAAUUAUAAAUCCAAUACUUGCUGUGAUAUUUUCUUCCCUGUCUAUGAAGAAUAACAAAACCUGGGACACUGAACUGCAGUAUGCCAUUUAUCAAGCAUGGACAGAUAUGUUUACAUUUUUAGCAAUAUUGUUAAAAAAAAGUGGUCAAAUUAUCCUUUUUCAACUGGAAGCUGUGCUAGCAAAAUAUGGAAAUAUUCUGCUGGAUACUGUGGAUGAGUGUUUAAGCCUAGCCACAAGCCAUUCAAAGCUCUAUACAGCCUGUCUGCAGUUCCUUGCAUUGCUCUUCAGUGAACAUGGAAAACAUCCCAAGCUAUCUUCAUCCACAACUGCAGCACUGUGCUCCCUCCUAGAUGGAAAUGAAAACAUGGGAUAUGUCCUUUGCAAGUCACUCCUUCGGAGCUGUGACGAAAAGGCUACAGAUAACCCUCUCAGACAAAUUUGUACAAGAACCUUAAUCCUACUGUUGGCUGUUAGCAGAAGUGCAAGGAAGUACAGUCUAGAUGCUCACUUGGUGGAUGGCUGUAUUCAAGAAAUAAAACACAUUCACGCCCAGCUAAACCUUGAUUCCCUGAGGCCUGGGAAAGCAGCACACAAGAAAAAGGAGGAAAAUCAUCUGAAACAGUUAAAAGUUCUAAUGCAGAUUCUAAGGAAUUGUCUUUAUCAAAAUGAGGAAGGAAAAGCUGCAGCCAUAGAUUCCCAGUUUCCUUUUGUUCUACAUUCUCUUUGGCCCUGGUUAUUGAUGGAUGAUGCUUUGAUGCAAGGUGCUCUGCAAUUACUUUGUGUCUACACAGCAUACUACCCUGCAGCAUGUACUUCCUUAUGUUGGACAAACACUGGAGUGACAACACCACAACCUCCCCCCAAAACAGGUGCAAGCAAUUCCCUUAUGCACAACAUAUUGAAGCUAGCCUCUGACUCUACUGCUAAUAACAGUACUGUUCAACAGAUGGCUUUUGCUCUACUUUCAAAUCUUGUUGUAAUUCAGGACUCCAAAUGUAUUAUUCAGAAGAGUAACUUUCUACAGAACUUUCUUACCCUUUCGCUGCCAAAAGCUGGAACCAAGAGCCUUUGUAUCUUGGCAAAUAAUUGGCUAAAAUUUCUUUGGAACCUGUCAAUGGGAAGUGAUGGUCAACAAAUGAUCCUGAAACUAAAAGGAAGUUUAGACCUUCUUGUUGAGUUGACAACAUACAAGCAAAAGAUGAUUUCCCCUGUUGCCUUGCUUAUUUUGCAUAAUGUCUGUUUCAAUACAGCAAAUAAAGCCAAGAUACUAUCAAACGAUAAAGCUGUGGCUGUGCUUUCUACAUGUCUGGAAAGUGACAAUCUCCUUGACCAGCAAAUAGGAUGUUCUGCAUUUUGGGCACUACUCCAUGGUUAUCAAAAGGCCAAAGCUACUCUCAAGAAUCCAUUAAUAAGGGGAAGAAUUGAAGAAGCCUUGUCUACGUUAAGAAAAAAUUCCAGUGUUUUACAAGGGAGACUUGAGAUUUAUCAUUUAAAGUGUUUGGAAAAUCUGGAUCUUCUUCUGAGCAACUGAGUGGGGUGUUUUGUUUGUUUUUUUGUUCAUUCGUAUAAGUAUUCCUGUUUAGGGGGGCUGACAUACAGGGUGCUUCAUUGCCUACUGCAAAAUCUCCUCUCCUGCAGAGGUAACACCUGCCCCUUCACAUUAGUUGGAAUUAUUUAUUGUAAAAUACAUUACAUGCAGUGAUCCUGUGUAAUCACUCAGAAAUGCCUCCUUCCACAUUUUCAGGCGAUUACCCGGGGUCAGUUUAUGUAUUGUGUUUUACAUGCGGUGAUUCCAAUAAAUGUAAUAGGGCAGGUGUUGUCAGGCACUUUAUUGCCUGCGGGAUAGAUCAUUUCCAGGUGGAUGAUGAAGCACUCAGUGAGUCAGGGCCCCUUGGUCUUAUAUGUUGUUUUUCUUUAAGAACGUCCUUGAUUGAAAUUCAUCUUAGAAUACAGAAACAUUCCCAUAUUGAUUAAUUUACUGUGCUCAUUUGCUUUCCUGCUUGGAAAUGGGGAACACUGUUAUCAUAUGAAGCCAAAAAUGAGGGACUGAUAUUGAAUAUGGUUGAAUAUAAUAUGUAGCAAAGGUUGUAGUUUAUAUGGUAAUGUAACAAAGCCUUAGUCGUAUAAAACAAAGCUUUAAAUAAUGUAUAUGCUUGUUUUCUAAUACAUUUCUAUGUAUUUUUAUAUAUAUUUUUUUAAUGAAAUAAUAAAAAUGAUUGACUCUUAAAUAAAUUAUUAGUAUCAUC
Molecule: messenger RNA, 7685 nt
Organism: Xenopus tropicalis (tropical clawed frog)
Lineage: Eukaryota; Metazoa; Chordata; Amphibia; Anura; Pipidae
Gene: rttn
Product: rotatin
Exons: 50
Coding region: 299-6970 (2223 amino acids)
Biological process (GO): cilium organization
Cellular component (GO): ciliary basal body; centrosome
Source: RefSeq, a predicted model, not a curated record